Prunus mume (Japanese apricot) is the source of this 799-nucleotide messenger RNA. The record is from RefSeq and is a predicted model, not a curated record. NCBI's taxonomy places the organism in Eukaryota, Viridiplantae, Streptophyta, Magnoliopsida, Rosales, Rosaceae.
GAUUGCUACUGCUACGGAUUGGAUGAGUUCAGAGGUUGUGUACUAUAGGAAGCUGGCUCCAGCUUUGAACACUCCCUCAAUUCAUUUCUCGCAAAUUGAAACUCUCACUGGAUCGAAUUUCAAACGAUGGAAGUUCGAUCUUGAUGUUGCACUAGGCAUGAGUGAUAUCGAUUAUGCUAUGACUCAAGAAGAGCUGACCAGACUUGUUGCAAAUUCCUCUGCUGAAGUUAAGAGGGUGCAUAAAGCGUGGAGGAUGGCGAAUAAGGUUUGUCUGCUAGUUAUGAAGAAGACUAUAACGGAAGCCAUUUUUGGUGGAGUUCCAAAAAUAGAAAGUGCCAAGCAGUUCAUAGAAUCCAUUGAGAUGAAAUUUAAGGAAUCUGGCAAGGCUGAAACGAAGAACCUCAUGUCUAGGCUGGCUAAUACGAAGUAUGAAGGAGGAGGCAGCAUAAGAGAACAUCUCAUGGGACUCGUGGAUAUUGCUGCCAAAUUGAACAUGUUGAAAGUACAUAUUGCCCCAAACUAUCUAGUACAUAUUGCGCCAGAAUCCCUACCUGAUGAGCAGAUGAAGUUCACCUACAACACCCUGAAGGAGAAUUGGACAAUAGAUGACCUAAUUACAAUUGCUGUUCUUGAGGAGAAUAGGUUGAAAGCUUAUAGUGGUGUGGUUGAUGUGGUCAGUGCUAGGAAGUAUGGAAAUAAGGGUGCUGCAAAAUCGAGAAUAAAGAAGCAGAGUCAGUCUCAAAAGAACAACCAUCUUGGCGUGACCCCUACCACUGAAUUCAAGUGCUACUUAUGCUAG